Messenger RNA from Asparagus officinalis (garden asparagus), 944 nucleotides. Its product is annotated as protein LIKE COV 1-like. The record is from RefSeq and is a predicted model, not a curated record. Lineage: Eukaryota; Viridiplantae; Streptophyta; Magnoliopsida; Asparagales; Asparagaceae. Gene Ontology annotation, cellular component: Golgi apparatus. Bases 183 to 620 code for a protein of 145 amino acids. The transcript is spliced from 5 exons.
UCCAUACUGGCUUAUGUUGCAGUGUCAUCCUGUUCCCAAUUGCAAUCACUUUCUAUAUCACCUGGUGGUUCAUUUGUUUUGUUGAUGGAUUCUUUUCUCCCAUCUAUGCUCAACUGGGAUUCAAUAUAUUUGGACUUGGUUUUAUAACGUCCAUAACCUUCAUCUUCUUGGUUGGAGUGUUCAUGUCCUCAUGGCUAGGGGCAUCUGUCCUUAGCCUUGGAGAGUGGUUUAUUAAGAGGAUGCCGUUUGUUCGCCAUAUUUACAAUGCAUCCAAGCAGAUUAGUGCAGCCAUAUCACCUAAUCAGAACACACAAGCAUUCAAGGAAGUUGCAAUUAUAAGACAUCCGCGAAUUGGUGAAUAUGCAAUUGGUUUCAUCACUUCAUCUGUUGUUCUUCAGAGUUAUUCUGCUGAAGAGGAGCUAUGCUGCGUUUAUGUUCCAACCAAUCAUCUGUAUAUUGGAGAUAUAUUUCUGAUCAACUCCAAAGAUGUUAUUAGACCAAACUUAUCGGUCCGAGAAGGAAUUGAAAUUGUCGUCUCUGUUGGCAUGUCAAUGCCACAGGUUCUCUCGACGCAGGACUCAACUACAAUGCAAAAUAGAACCAGAUCAAUGAGAAACUAAGACGCCUAGUCUUGAGCUGUAAAAAAUGCAAUUUAAUUUGGGUCUUAGUGUUUUAUCGGAUAUUUGGUUAGUGCGGAGUUUUCUCUUCUCUUUUUGUUUUCAUCCAAAUUAUGUUGGUUUGAUGGGUCAUACACCCUAAAAUUUGGGCUUCUGCUGAUGCAUAUAUAACUAAUGUAGGCAGAGUAGAUCUAACGAUCUUUGACUUUGAUGUAGAUGAUCAAUUGUGUUGUUUUCUUCUUGUUAAUAUCAGAAGUACAAGCCAUGAUUGUGGUUACACGAAAUUUAAGUAUUCUGGUUCAGUUUUGGAGCCACUUUUGGAAAAGA